AUGCAUACGCAAGUGACCGAUAGCUAUCUCCAGUGGCAAGGUGCCUCAGGGUCACUGUCAGUUUCAAUGCAGGGGGCUGUCAGUUCAGGAAGAUACAAGACAGCCAGUACAUUCGCUACUCACCAGUGUGACAGCAAUGUGUUGUCCAUGAUUAAACAAUGUCCAACGACAAGUCCAACAGCUGCUACCCCAAGCUGCAAACUGGAUAUAGUAUUUAUCGUAGAAAGGUACAAUCUGAGGUAUAUAAAAAGAUUUGUGGUAGAACUAUUAAAUGGAAUAUACGUUUCUACUGAUGGAGUGAGAGUGGGUUUUGUCAUAUAUGAUUCAACGGCAACAACAGUUUUUGGGCUCACAGCUCACAACACCUCUGCAGCCGUAAAAGCGGCCAUUGAAGCGAUUCCUGAGACAAAUAACAACAAUCAUUAUGUAAAUAAAGGUCUAAUUCAUGCUCGGGACAACGUGUUUACUUCCGCUGGGGGUGAUCGGGCAGACGCCAACAACUAUUACGUAUUUGUUGUGGGGCCAUACAAUAGUGAUACGGAUACAGUGGGGCGGGUCAUUAGGAGCGAUGUGAACAAUUUUAUUUUUGCCACCCAUAUUGGCUCGACUUAUGAAACGGAAUACAAAGAAACUGUUGGUGCCUGCAGUGACUACACCAAGUACACGAGCGUUGAUACCUAUGAAAAUUUGCUUACAGUUAGACAACAAGUUAUAGGAAACAUCACUUCCUGUCAGUCAGUCACUGCAAAAUCACAAGGUAUCGGUUUAUGA
Molecule: messenger RNA, 771 nt
Organism: Saccostrea echinata
Lineage: Eukaryota; Metazoa; Mollusca; Bivalvia; Ostreida; Ostreidae
Product: von Willebrand factor A domain-containing protein 2-like
Exons: 4
Coding region: 1-771 (256 amino acids)
Source: RefSeq, a predicted model, not a curated record